Molecule: messenger RNA, 2530 nt
Organism: Xyrauchen texanus (razorback sucker)
Lineage: Eukaryota; Metazoa; Chordata; Actinopteri; Cypriniformes; Catostomidae
Gene: cdip1
Product: cell death-inducing p53 target 1
Exons: 6
Coding region: 251-892 (213 amino acids)
Biological process (GO): intrinsic apoptotic signaling pathway in response to DNA damage by p53 class mediator; tumor necrosis factor-mediated signaling pathway
Molecular function (GO): zinc ion binding
Source: RefSeq, a predicted model, not a curated record
UUUACGUCAAAUCCUUCCCAGCAGCGGAUGUUACUGGAAAAUUAGGACUGUUGGUGAGCUACAAUCGUCAACGUUUGAGCUAGAAACCAUUGAAAAGUUCUCCAGCCAUACAUAUACAGUAACAAAAGGGAUAAAGAAGCUGUUUUGGUGACUACAAGAGGCUUGAUUUGCUGGAAUAACUACCUUUAACUGGCAGGUAAGGCAGUGUGAGCUGAGCUCCUUUAUCUGGCCCCCUUUCCAGAGAAACAACAUGUCCAGUGACCCCCCUCCUCCCUACCCAGGGGGCCCCAGUGCCCCUCUACUUGAAGAGAAAAAUGGACAACCUCCUGUUUCUGCACCCACUGCUCCAGUAGUGACAGGACCUCCACAGGGACAACCCCUGCCUCCAGAAUAUGGACCUCCACCUUAUGAAGCCACACUACAACCUGGCUUUGUUCCUCCGCAUGUCCCAGGCGAAGGUGCAGUGCCUAAGCCUAUGGCUAUGCCAAUGUCCAUGCUUCAUACUCAUGGUGGUUACUACCCUCCCCCUGGGCACUAUCCUCAUCCAAUGGCAGAGCACUAUGCUCCAGGGCCCAGUCACUAUGCUCCUGGUCACACAGCCACCGUUCUCACCCCGCCUGGUGCAACCACCACCACUGUGACUGUUCUGCAGGGUGAGAUGUUCCAAUCGGCUCCAGUGCAAACAGUGUGUCCACACUGCCAGCAACCCAUCAUUACCCGCAUCAGCCACGACGUUGGCCUCAUGAAUACCCUGUUCUGUCUCUUCUGCUUCUUUGUUGGUUGCGACCUAGGCUGUUGCUUAAUCCCCUGUAUUAUUGACGACCUCAAGGAUGUGACACACACUUGCCCGAACUGCAAGGGCUAUAUUUACACAUACAAGCGUAUAUGCUAACGGUUUAUCCAUUACUCAACAAUUGUGCUGUGACCUCAACCUGAUGGGUGUAGAUGACUCUCUUUCAUUUCCGUCUGCUCUGUGUUCAUAUUGCCCCAGCUGAGAGCCAACAGUUUUAGCCUCCUCUCAUUUUAUUGAACUAUUGAUUCUCACACUUAAUGUACAGACAUGAUAAUAUACUGUAGUUACUAAUGACUCUAAAUGAAGUAUAGAAGACUGGCAGUCAAUGAAGUAUAGAAGUCUGGCAGUCAAUGAAGAAGUGCAUUUUAUAUGCACAAUAUUAAUGGUUACAUGUUGUCAUCAAACACUGUUUGGGUUUACUUUAUUUUAGAAGUAGGAUUUAUUUUAUUUUUCUAAGUUGAGCCAAGUGAAUUCGUUUAGAGAAUAUGUGAAAAUGGUUACUUUAAGCUCAUGUGAACAUUUCGGUAGCAAACAAAAUGAAGUUCACUACAGGGUCAGUAUUGUUUUAAUUGUAGGAGAUAUAUUAUUUUAUGCAUUGUUAUUGUAACGUAUUCAAAUGAAAGUAUUUUGAUGGCUGGGUCUGGGACUAACAUUGCAAAGUCCUGGAGUAAUAUUGUUGCUUUGACGUGAAAAUGUUUAUCUAUAUUUGGCAUCUUAUGCAAAUGUUAUGGGAGGGGAGUUCUUUCACUUUUGUAUUUGGUUACUUAUAUUUGUUUAAUAAGACUUGUUUCGAGUUGUGUAGAUUUGUGUAAUUUUAAAUGAAGGGUUUCUAUUGCUAAGACAUGUGUAUAUUCAUCUCAGCCUCCUUGUAAUAUUUAAGAGAUAUUUGUGGAAUUCGACCAAUACACAUUUACUUUAUUUUUUUUUUAAACUGUGAAUCAAAAUGAUAGCAACGAUGCAUCUUGAACCACUAUACUAGAUGAUGUGUGAUGUCUGUAAGCUGUAUGAAAGCUGUUUGAGACUUUUAUAAACUAUUAUCCAGGUCAAUUACCCAGAACAGGUAAUUAAUAAGGUAGAACAAUCUUCAUUUACAUAAUUGGUGUGAAGACAUUUCUAAAAUUAACAUUUUUUUAAUUUAUUUUUUACAUGACUAAUGAAGAUGCUUUAUUUGGUCUAUUAUUGGUUGUAAAUGAAAGAUGUUUUUUCUUCAAAAUGGGAGUACAUUUCAGGUCAAGCUGUUCAAAGCUGAUUUGCUGUUGGAAAUCAACAGCAUGAUGAAUCACGCUGCAUGACAUCAUUGUAAUCUUGCAUAGUGGUAUAUUGGGCCAAAUGUCCCCUCAGUGCUCUGAGCUCAUAUCACAUUGGGCUUCAUUACUAUAUAUAAGGAUUUAUGGUAUGAUUGUAUUGUGCUUUUUUUUUUCUUUGGUGGUGAUUAUGAUUUUAAUUUCUCUAGAGAGAUUCAUUUUCUUUGUAAUCUGACUACGAAUUGUUUCUUUUGAACUUUUUUGGAUCACUUUCGAAGGUAAAUGACCGAGUGGUGUCAUGAGCACUUGGCUUGGAAUAACUGUUCUGAUUGCAAAAUACCAUUUGUAAACAUUACAAGUCAUUCUGAUUUAUCCAGAAACUGUAAUUUACUGCUAUUUAAAAAAAAAAAAAAUCCAAGAUACCAUCAACAGUGCUAAGACUCUAUACACUUAUCAGACACAACAUUAAAACCACCUGCCUAAAAUUGUGCAG